AUGCCAUCAGUACUUCAAGAGCCUCGCCCAAGAAGCACGCAUGCUACCACCUACGCCACACGCCACAGCCUUCCCGCAGUAUGGAUGCGAGCCGGAACGUCCAAAGGCCUCUACAUCCAUCGCCAACACCUUCCCUUGGAUCAAGCCGAAUGGACACCCAUACUCCUCCGAGCAAUAGGCUCUCAAGAUUCCGAUCCUAGGCAGCUGAACGGCAUCGGAGGAGCGACGUCGACAACAUCAAAAAUUGCAGUCGUAUCCAUGUCGAAGCGAGCGGGGAUUGAUGUCGAGUAUACUUUCGUCCAAUGCGCUGUUGGUGUGGCGAAGUUGGAUUUUACUGGGAACUGUGGGAACAUCGCCAGCGGUGUCGCUCCGUUCGCGGUUGAUGAAGGCUUGGUUGCGGUAAAGCCUGGCCAGAGGGAGGUCUCCGUCCGCAUCUUCAACACCAAUACCUCGUCAACUCUGAUCUCCACCAUCUCUGUGGAUCCCUCAGGACAUUUCCUCGAAGAUGGCGAUUACCGAAUCCCAGGUGUAAUGUCACCGGGCAGCGCCGUGCAGAUGGCGUUCACCAAACCAGCAGGAUCCAUGACCGGCGCGCUUCUGCCUUCGAAAUCGCCAACCAACAUUCUUCAAGUCCCCUCGAAAGGUCGAGACGCUUCUAUCCCGAUCCUGGUAUCAGCUGUCGAUGCCGCGAAUCCAUUCAUCUUCGUGGACAGCUCGAGUAUGCCAGAUUGGUACCAUCAGGCGGGAUCUUUGAGCCAAGAGUCACUUUCCUUCAUCGAAGCGAUUCGACGGAGAGGUGCCGUGCUCAUGGGCCUUGCGAGGGACAAAGAACAAGCGUCUCUAACGCGAGGAACACCGAAGAUCGCCGUGCUUUCACCAUCCGGAGCCAAAGACGGCCGCACCGAAGUGACAUCCUUCAGCAUGGGUAAGGUGCACAGCAGUUUGCAACUCACAGGUGCAGUAUGCUUAGCCAGUGCCGCUUGCACAGAGGGGACAGUUGCCCAUCGCAUCCGACAAAAAGGGGCAGCUCACGACAAGUUGACAAGAAGAGAUUCGCCCCACGACAUCACCAUCCAGACCGUACCACUGAGACAUGCCGGCGGCGAUAUGGACGUCGACGUGCGGCUGGCCAGCAACGGAACAAUAGAAGACGUGACAGUAUUUCGAACGGCAAGAAGAUUAUUCGAAGGGAAAGUGUACUACCUGAUGUGA
This is a messenger RNA of Zasmidium cellare ATCC 36951, 1212 nucleotides long. RefSeq lists its product as uncharacterized. NCBI's taxonomy places the organism in Eukaryota, Fungi, Ascomycota, Dothideomycetes, Mycosphaerellales, Mycosphaerellaceae. The record is from RefSeq and is a predicted model, not a curated record. The coding region runs from base 1 to 1212 and encodes 403 amino acids. The transcript is spliced from 2 exons.